GCGCCGCCAUGGACGCGGCGAUUUGGAUCUACCAGUUCCGCCUCAUCGUGCUGGGCGACUCCACGGUGGGCAAGUCCUGCCUCCUGCACCGCUUCACCGAGGGCCGCUUCCCGGGGCCGCUGCACUCCGACCCCACCGUGGGCGUGGACUUCUUCUCGCGCCUCGUCGAGAUCGAGCCCGGCAAGCGCGUCAAGCUGCAGCUCUGGGACACGGCGGGCCAGGAGCGCUUCAGAUCAAUAACACGAUCUUACUAUCGCAAUUCUGUGGGCGGCUUGCUGGUGUUUGACAUCACGAAUCGGAGAUCUUUUGAGCAUGUGAAAGACUGGCUGGAAGAGGCAAAAAUGUAUGUGCAGCCCUUUCAGAUCGUGUUUCUGUUAGUAGGACAUAAAUGCGACUUAGUAUCACAGCGGGAGGUUACCAGAGAGGAGGCUGAAAAACUGUCAUCUGACUGUGGUAUGAAAUACAUUGAAACUUCAGCAAAAGAUGCCACAAACGUGGAAGAGUCCUUUACAAUCCUUACCCGAGACAUCUAUGAACUUGUGAAAAAAGGAGAAAUCACAAUCCAGGAUGGAUGGGAAGGUGUUAAGAGCGGCUUCGUUCCAAACGUGGUGCAUUCAUCAGAGGAAGCUGUAAAGCCCAGAAGACAGUGCACCUGUUAAACUUGCGGCACGCCAAAGAGCACGUCAGGUGUUCCAGAAAUCAUGCCAAUCUAAUUAACAUAAAAAUAAUUCUGAAACAAUAUCAGAUUGUGACCUAGGGGAAGCAGAAUGGCAAUUUUUUUUUAUCCUUCCGUCUAAUUCACAACUUCAUCAAAAUCUAAGCUUUUUUUUUUUUUUUUUUUUUUUUUUAGAGAAUACAAGAACUUUGUGUGGUCUUCAGGAAAGUAAUUAUAUAUUGCUGAAGAAAAUAAUCCUAUAGCAAGAUACUGAGAAAGCGCAAUAAUUAUCAUGACAACAUCCUCCACUGGGCUUUGUAUUUGAGUACAGUUUAAGUAUUUGAGUACAGUUAGGUGAGGAUCAGAUGAGCUCAUUACUUUYGUUCAUCCUGCCUUAGUUUUGGACAAGAAAAUACUUCACCUUCUAGUUUUUUAAUGUGAUUCUUUACUCAAGUGCAGUUUUGCUACUGACCACUAAGGCUUAUAAUGCUUUAGAAUUUCAUAAUACAGAUAACUGAAGAAAGCAAGCAGAAAGGUUGCUCCAAAACACUUUUGAUAUGACUAUGAGUACAAGCCUUACUAAGAAAAAGAAUGUUUUAGAAAAGACGAUUUAUUUGUAUAUGAAAAUGUGGAAUAGAAGCAAUGAAAUUUAUUACUGAAUAUUUUCUGAAUUGCCAAUGAAACUAAGUGUAACAUCACAUAUGGCCCAGCUGUUAUUUGACUGGUAUUCUAAACAGAUUUCCUAAACACUAGAGAUACAUCCUGGAGGCCAUAUCCUCAGCUGGGUAACUGUCAUAGCCACACUGAUGCCUGAGGAAUUAU
Messenger RNA from Nothoprocta perdicaria, 1477 nucleotides. RefSeq names its product RAB39A, member RAS oncogene family (gene RAB39A). The coding region runs from base 9 to 659 and encodes 216 amino acids. Gene Ontology annotation, molecular function: GTP binding; GTPase activity. Gene Ontology annotation, biological process: Rab protein signal transduction. NCBI's taxonomy places the organism in Eukaryota, Metazoa, Chordata, Aves, Tinamiformes, Tinamidae. Gene Ontology annotation, cellular component: Golgi membrane. The transcript is spliced from 2 exons. The record is from RefSeq and is a predicted model, not a curated record.